CCGCCCUUUCUUGUUCGCAUUUUAUAGUGUAAGAAACACAAAAACGUCGCCGUAAUUCACUACUCUAUUCCCACCUUCGACUGAAGACUACAACAAAAGAGAGAGCGAAGAAGCCGGAAAAUGUAUCCCAACUCCGGCCACAUUAACGGCUUCCACGACGGCGGCUCCUCCUCCGAGAAGCGGCCUGGAACCGUUCAGAAGGGUCGGCCCCGCCGGGGAAGAGGUAGCCGGUCAUCCAGUGGCGGCGGAAUGAGGGUUUCUGAAGACAAGCCGCCGACGCAAGUGGAGGGACCUCCUUGUACUGACUUCGACAUGGCCUACUUCCAAUCCUACUCCCACGUUGGUAUUCACGAAGAAAUGAUCAAGGAUAGCGUACGGACGGAAACUUAUAGGGCGGCAAUUAUGCAACAUCAGAGUUCUAUUGCUGGCAAAGUUGUAAUGGAUGUUGGCUGUGGCACUGGAAUUCUCUCCAUAUUUUGUGCUCAGGCUGGUGCAAGGCGGGUUUAUGCAGUUGAUGCAAGUGACAUAGCAGUGCAGGCCACAGAUGUUGUUAAGGCUAACAAUCUAUCGGAGACAAUCAUUGUAUUGCAUAGUAGAGUUGAGGAUGUUCAAAUUGAUGAGGGUGUGGAUGUUAUAAUUUCUGAGUGGAUGGGAUAUAUGCUUUUAUACGAGAGCAUGCUUGGGAGUAUAAUUUACGCUAGAGAUCGGUGGUUAAAACCUGGGGGCCUUAUACUACCAUCAAAUGCAACAUUGUACAUGGCACCUGUUACUCAUAGUGAUAGAUACAGUGCGAGCAUUGAUUUUUGGCGCAGUGUAUAUGGAAUUGAUAUGUCAGCAAUGUUGCCAUUAGCAAAACAGUGCGCAUUUGAAGAGCCAUCAAUUGAGACAAUAUCAGGAGAGAAUGUUUUGACAUGGCCGGAAGUGGUAAAGCAUGUAGACUGCUACACAGUUUCAAUUAGCGAACUUGAGUCUGUCACAAAAAGUUACAAGUUUAAGUCAAUGAUGCGAGCUCCCUUGCAUGGUUUUGCAUUCUGGUUUGAUGUGGAGUUUUAUGGGCCUGCUACCGCCAUGCAUGGUCUAAUUCCAUCAAAUUCUGAUGAUAAUCAAGUGAAUGAUGGUAGCCAGAGGAAGAAACGUGCAAAUCCUAAUGAAGCACUAGUACUGUCCACUGCACCUGAGGACCCUCCAACUCAUUGGCAACAGACCAUUGUCUACUUCUAUGACCCAUUAGAGGUUGAACAAGACCAAUUAAUUGAAGGCUCUGUUACUCUAUCACAAAGCAGAGAAAACCGUCGGUUCAUGAAUAUUCGCCUUGAAUAUGUUUCAGGUGGGCGGUCCUUUGUAAAAGAGUCGGUGAUGAGGUGAUUUAUAUAUUCUUUGCUUUAUUUCAUGAUGUGAAGUCUCAUUGACUCUUCUCAAGGCUUAACCUUCCUGAAACGGCAACUUUCCAAGAAACUGUAGGAACUACUAUUAAACUAACAUUUAUAGAAUUUGAAGCGUCUUGAAGCUGCUGGUCUGGUUGUUGAUUGCAUACCAGAAGCCUAAAAGACAGUUGACUCUUGAUCGUGUUUGUGCUUUGCAAUUGCUUGAUUGGCUUUCUUCUUCACAUCGUCUCUCCUUCGGGAAAGAUGUAGGCUGAGAUUGAUACAAGACUCCAUGAAGAAUUCUUUUAUUGUAAUGUAACUCUACUUUGAAAUUACAAGCAUAGGACUUAGCGUUUUCAAAUUCUCAGGGAUGACUAUGAUUCAAAUUUUCCAUUAUGUAAAAGUAGAAUAACCACCAUUACUUUUUUAAAUGCACAAGUUCAAUCUAGAAGUAUGAUGGCUUCCUUUUUCUCUAA
Molecule: messenger RNA, 1840 nt
Organism: Benincasa hispida (wax gourd)
Lineage: Eukaryota; Viridiplantae; Streptophyta; Magnoliopsida; Cucurbitales; Cucurbitaceae
Gene: PRMT6
Product: protein arginine methyltransferase 6
Biological process (GO): chromatin remodeling; peptidyl-arginine methylation, to asymmetrical-dimethyl arginine
Molecular function (GO): protein-arginine N-methyltransferase activity; histone methyltransferase activity
Source: RefSeq, a predicted model, not a curated record